AUGCCUACACGAAUCCUGAUAGUCGGAGCUGGCGCGAUAGGAGCCUUUUACGGGUCACGACUUGCUACCGCUUCCAAUACACUCGUCUCGGCUCUCUGUCGAUCGAACUUCAAAGCCGUCAAAGCAAAUGGUUUCAACGUAACCUCGCCUAAAUAUGGCGAGCAGAUCUUUCGCCCGGAAUAUGUAUUCUCGUCACCAGAUGAAGCACGGAGAGCGAACGUGAAAUGGGAUUAUCUGCUUGUUGCGACCAAAGCCUUACCGGAUGUCAGCGAUGAUUCGGCACUUAUCGAAGGCUUGGUAGCAGAUGGCACAUCUAUUGUCCUUGUACAGAAUGGCCUAGGUGUUGAAAACCCCUAUGCCAGGCGCUUCCCGCAAGCGCCUAUCCUCAGCGCGGUCACCAUUGCAAGUGCUGCACAGCCUGAACAUGGCAUUAUCAAGCACAACCGCUGGACGAGGAUAUCCAUCGGACCUUACCUGCCUCACCUAGAUCAAGGCGGCUGUGGCUCUCGUUCGACUGACGAGACUGCGAAUCGCAGCAAUUCUCAAAUUGUACAGCUUCUCCAAGAGGGUGGAAUAGCAGAUGCAGAAGAGUACGAUCAUGUGGGGCUUCAGUUCGUGCGCUGGCACAAGAUCGCAAUCAAUGCUGCUAUGAACCCUUCCUCAGUCCUGUCUGGCGGCUGUGGAAAUCAAGAAAUGUCUACAGAUGCCGAGCUCAGUAUUCAUUUGACUGGAAUCAUCAACGAAGUCUUGGAGACUGCGCCAAAAGUGCUUGGAAAGCCUCUUCCCCCUAAGCUCGCAUCAGCAGAGCAGAUCUUGAACUCGACGAGACGAAAUAGUAGUGGCAGUAAACCCAGCAUGUGGGGAGAUUGGGUGAAGGGCACAAAGAUGGAGCUGGAAGUCAUCCUGGGAAACCCGAUCAGGAUUGCUAGAGAGAAGGGUGUCGAGAUGCCGAGAUUACAGACGAUGUACGCGCUGAUCAAGAAGGCCCAGGAGAAUCGGGAUAAUGAUAAGAAGGGGAGUAAGCUGUAGCGCAAGGGGCGGACGAUUCAUGUCAUCGGUGAUAUGUCCGUAGUUUCCAGCGCGCGGACACGUGCUCACGAUGCUGUUUUCAAGACGAGAUGAGCAUGGGCAUGGGCAUGAGCAUGAGCAUGGCAUGGGACGGCACGGCACAUUCAGCGUUUGCCUUCGGUUGCCGGUGAUGAUGGUCAUGGGCUGCUGGUCUCAGUGCUUGUGCUCGGACCGCCAUUGGACGGCGCAGGGAAGUGCGUAUCGAUGUCAGCAGCAGGUGUGCAGAAAUAGCUAGAGAUGCAGUGUCCGUUCGGGCUCAAUAGCAUGCGUGGGCAAGCGUGCCUGAGGCC
This is a messenger RNA of Pseudocercospora fijiensis CIRAD86, 1358 nucleotides long. RefSeq lists its product as uncharacterized. Gene Ontology annotation, molecular function: 2-dehydropantoate 2-reductase activity. Gene Ontology annotation, cellular component: cytoplasm. The transcript has a single exon. The record is from RefSeq and is a predicted model, not a curated record. Gene Ontology annotation, biological process: pantothenate biosynthetic process. Lineage: Eukaryota; Fungi; Ascomycota; Dothideomycetes; Mycosphaerellales; Mycosphaerellaceae. Bases 1 to 1029 code for a protein of 342 amino acids.